Molecule: messenger RNA, 703 nt
Organism: Scatophagus argus
Lineage: Eukaryota; Metazoa; Chordata; Actinopteri; Scatophagidae
Product: snaclec 1-like
Exons: 5
Coding region: 27-569 (180 amino acids)
Molecular function (GO): signaling receptor activity
Source: RefSeq, a predicted model, not a curated record
UCGACAGAGUGAGGACGUCCAGAGCCAUGAAGUGCACCUCUGCAGUUCUGGUCCUGGUUCUGCUGAACCUCAUGGACUCUCCAGCGCAAGCCGAUAUCAGAGAUGCAAUCAAAGCAAGCUGUGCAGCAAAAUAUCAGCCCAAACCGUGUGGAACGGAUGAAAGGGGCAAGGAAUGGAUCCGGCUGAACGACAGGAAGUGCAUGCGGAUGGGCCACAGCCUAUAUGACUACGACAGGGCAGAGCAAUGCUGCAUGUACCAUUAUGGAGGUCAUCUGGUAUCCAUCCACAACCUGGAAGAGUACAACAGGGUGCUGUGUAUGCUCUUUAGAGAAAACAGUGAGGAGAUGCUACCGGUGUGGAUCGGACUCAAGAAAGAUGAGGACAGCACUGAGUACGACUACACCGAUUUUAGCGAGCUGGAUUUCCACAGAUGGUUCGUCACACCAACAAACACUGAAAAAGGUGAAAAGGUGUGCAUCCGGAUGAACUAUGGAGUCUGGGGCCACUGGAGUCCGCUGAACUGCUCAGAGAAGCUCCUCUACGUGUGCACCGUUGGAUGGAUCGAGUAACGUUCACGUGUUCAUUCAGCAACGUCACGAAGACCCGGUGAGCCGAACCCCCGCUGGAGCCACAGUCCUUGUCUUCUGAUCCACUGCGUCCAAACUAACUGCAAUAAAAAAAACGUUCUUCUGCUUCUGCAAAA